Molecule: messenger RNA, 627 nt
Organism: Moneuplotes crassus
Lineage: Eukaryota; Ciliophora; Spirotrichea; Euplotida; Euplotidae
Source: the annotation of a GenBank genome assembly
AUGCCAAUCAGUUCAAAUAAGGACAUCAAUGAGCUUUGCCAAGGAUAUUUCCGAGCCAACCAGAAUGGUCAACAAAGGUGCAUUUUGGUAUCAGAAGGAGAUAACAAUGACAAUAGUUUUCAUGCUGCCAAGCCUGACUUUGGAGAUUUGUCUCCUAUAAGAUUCCAGAAUGGUAUGUCUCCAUUCCUUUCUGAGUCUCAAUAUUUAGAAACUAUGGAGGAUGACAGGAUUUUGACUCAAAAAGCCAAGGUUUUCAAUGAGCUGAUAUUAACAGAAGAGAGGGAUCUCUCUGGGACCCCUCUUGCUAGUACUAAUACCAAGCAUGAUCGAUACGCCAACGAAGAAAACUCAAGAGAUAUCUUAGUUAAACAUGCUUCAAAAUCUAUUGAGGGAAAGAACAUUGAAGAAUACCUUGACAAUAUCCAUGCCAGACCAGAGUUUAGGUCCAGAAGAACAAAGCAUGGCAAGCACUACAGUCCUUGCACCAAGCAGAGGGCUAUCACCUUAGCACAGGAGAACGGGAUUCAGGAGGCAUCUACAGCACUAAGCAUUCCAGUGAAUUCCAUCAGAAGGUGGAUGGAAGGUAACCAACUUUGAGUACUUCAAGUAGGAUCGAUUCGUAAAUAA